AUGACGGGAAAUGAGAGCAUUCAAUGUUCACCAACGAAUCUUUUGUCCUCGACAAAUCGACAAAGCCACCUUGUAACAGUUGAGUCUCCGACGUUUGUUCCACAUUCUACCAACAACUGCCAAGGUCAAUGCCCCCAACAUAACGUCGCUUUCUGCACUCUUCAUGCUACAGUAAAAGUAACUUCUUCCAUCAGCUUAUACGAGAAAUGCAUUCGGUCAGCCCGCACGAACAACAGCAAAAAGCCUGGCACCAUUAUUACGAGGUCAGCUCUGUUACUGACGAGCGGGACAAAUGGGGAGAUGCCAGCAGCGCAAACAACAAUAGACUCUUCUUCUGCGUGGCCCAUUGAUGCCCCAGAAACGAUCCAGCAAACUACAGCCUGUGGUAGAAAUCAUUCGCUCACAUCCAAGUAUACACUAACAUCUCCCGAUGUGUCGUAG
Molecule: messenger RNA, 441 nt
Organism: Pochonia chlamydosporia 170
Lineage: Eukaryota; Fungi; Ascomycota; Sordariomycetes; Hypocreales; Clavicipitaceae
Exons: 3
Coding region: 1-441 (146 amino acids)
Source: RefSeq, a predicted model, not a curated record